GAACUAUGCCAAAACUUGCUUACCUGGUCCUUGAGUUGGCUGUUACACAUUCACACAACCUACUGAAACCCUAAACUAUUUCAGCUGACGCUUUUAAUCUCAACAAACUAGGAUUUUUUGAAGAUGUCCAUCACAGUCUAUUACAGUAGUGUUAGUGGCUCCAGAGAGCUGAAGCAACAUCAGACUGAGAUUUUUCAGUUCCUGGAUGCUAAGAAGAUCAAGUACCGUGUGGUGGACAUAACAGAAAGCACAGACAAGAAAGAGGAGAUGCGGAAAAAAGUGGGAAACCCCUCAGCGAUGCCUCCACAAGUCUUUAAUGGAGACAAAUACUGUGGGGACUAUCAGAAUUUUUUUGAUGCAGUGGAGGAUGGGAAACCAGAGGCAUUCUUCAAACUCUGAGCUACGGCUGGGCACCUGUGCUAAAUUAAUAUGUUUUUGAGAGGGAAGGUUUUAUAGAUCAAGAAACUACAUAUUUUGCACCAUUAAAUGAAUGAAGAUUUCA
Myxocyprinus asiaticus (Chinese sucker) is the source of this 502-nucleotide messenger RNA. RefSeq lists its product as uncharacterized. The coding region runs from base 124 to 399 and encodes 91 amino acids. The record is from RefSeq and is a predicted model, not a curated record. Lineage: Eukaryota; Metazoa; Chordata; Actinopteri; Cypriniformes; Catostomidae. The transcript is spliced from 3 exons. Gene Ontology annotation, cellular component: cytoplasm.